AUGUCGCCCCAUCACGAGCCGCUGCGGGCACUGGGGCCGAUCGAGUGGGACGAGGUUCCGGUCGACGACCUCAAGCCGUUUAUGAACGAGGCCUUCGUUGAUGCGCAAACCGUCGUCGAGUCGGUGCCGUCUCCGACUACGGCCACUGCGACGGGAGCGGGAGCGGCAUCAGCGGCGGCGGUUUUCGAACAGGCCGAGAUAUCAUAUUCGCAGCGCCAGCCCGGGUCGUCACUGGCCAUGGCCCAGCAGCUGCGAAAGGAGUGGAAGGAGAUCAAGAUGAAUGCCAAAGACAAUCCGCUCAAUAUCAGCGUCUGGAAGCUUGCUGCAAAGGAUGGCAAGGGGGCGUGGUUCGCUAGACGAAGCCUUCACCAUGGCUUGACGUAUGAUAACUGGAAGACGGGCCUCGAGAAGGAGUUUCCGGAGACGCUCAAAGUACAAGGCUCGCCGGGCAGCGGAAACAUUCGAGGUGUUGGCGCAGAUAGGCAUGUUGAGAGUCAACAAGUUGAGGGUUCGGGACACUUGAGUGUGUUCCAAUUAUCGGCGCAAUUCCCUGGCCCUACCGCCCCGAGAGAUUUCAUCACACUUCUCCUUACAACCGAUUUUGAGUACAAGCCAGCAGACCAAGAGCGACCUCUGCGGCAGCACGUUAUCGUAUCAAAACCAUGCCUUCAUGACGAGUGUCCUCCCCGGUCGGGAAUAAUCCGCGGGUCGUACGAAUCUGUCGAGAUGAUUCGGGAGGUGCCCGUCGAGAACGACCCCCUUGCAUCUAAAACAUCAUUGGUUUCGACAGACCAGAGCUCUGAAGAAGUUCGAAGCUCUAGUUCGGAAUCACGCGACCACCAGUCCAUGGCCGUUGAAUGGAUAAUGAUAACACGAAGCGACCCAGGCGGCAGCGUGCCGCGCUUCAUGGUGGAAAAGGGCACGCCACCGGGCAUUGUUGGAGAUGCUAGCAAGUUUGUCAAGUGGGUAACGGCCCUCUCGCUUCUCGACUCCAAGAGCAUCGAGAGCCUUGGAAAGCCGGGAAGUCCUGACAAACUUGCCGAGGCGGAGACACCACGUGAAACCGGUAGCCCGCGGGUGCUUCCCAUGCACAAGCCUCACCCUAGCGGCGAUUUCAAGAAGAGAGACGCAGAGAUCGAAGCAGCGAGGAGAGAAUCAGUGCAAAGUAUACCCAGUAGUAACGGUAUAUACGGCAUCAUAAGCGGGGUAUUUGAGGCGGCAUCUUCGGUCGUUGCCAGUGGACUACGGCAGCUGGGAACCCCUGAAGAGAGCCAGACCAGCCUAACUGAUCUGGAAUCCAGGGCUGCUGAGGAGCACGAGACAGAUGCUGAUUUGUCCGAACUAAGCGAGACAUCAUCCAUACGUACAUUUAGGUCUGCCCUCGAAAGAUCUAUGACUGAAGAGAAUCGGGCGCGAAGUAUCGCGGGAAGCAAUUCAGACGAGUCCAAAACGCAAGGGAAGCAGCUGCUAGAAAAAGAACUUAAGAAACUCGAAGAGAAGCGGCGAAAGCUCGAUGAAAAGACGGCUCAUAUGCAGCAACGCUUAGAGAGCAAGCGACGCGGCGGCAAGGAGAAGGACGAAGCAGUGGUGGCCAAGAUGCGUGAGAAGCACGAGAAAGAGAUCGCCAAGCAAGAAGCAAAAUACAGGAAAGAACUGCAAAAGCUAGAAGACAAGCGCGUGCACGAGGAGCGCAAGGCGGAGGCCCGCAGGCGGAAAGCCGCGGAGCGAGAAGAGAAGAUGAACCUGACGAUGGAGCUGGAGAAGACGCGGGCGGAGAGAGACGUGGCGCUGAAACGGGUCGAGAUCCUUCAGACGCAGGUCGGCCAGCUUCAGUCGCAGAAUACCAUGUUGACGGCGAAGCUGGGACGGUUAGGGGGGUUUGAUAGGGCAGCCUCCGCGUCUUCUAAGGGUUCAGGGGUGGAGAGCACCAAGUCGACAUGA
Trichoderma breve is the source of this 1941-nucleotide messenger RNA. RefSeq lists its product as uncharacterized. Bases 1 to 1941 code for a protein of 646 amino acids. The record is from RefSeq and is a predicted model, not a curated record. The transcript is spliced from 2 exons. Lineage: Eukaryota; Fungi; Ascomycota; Sordariomycetes; Hypocreales; Hypocreaceae.